AUGGCCGGCCUGAACGCGCGUGGCCUCCCUCUCUCGCCCGAGCCUGGGCCCUCCGGUUUUGAAAGCAAGGGAAAGAGCGAGGAGAAGAAGCUCAAGCAGCUCCAGACCGAAGUCAAGCCCAUUAUCCGGAGCAAGCCAUUUGCGUCAGACGAUCACCGGCCCGCGGCCCCCGAUGGCAAGCUUCGGGUCGUGCUCGUCACCACUGGGUCGGUCGCGAGCAUCAAGAUGCCACUCAUCGUCGAGGCACUCGGUGCGGACGCCAAUGUUGAGGUCCAGGUUGUAGCGACGGGAUCAAGCCUGCACUUCUACGAUGCGGCCGCGGUCGAAGGCGCUCACGAGGGCGUGGGCGUGUGGACUGAUAACGACGAGUGGAACGACUGGCACAAGAUUGGGGACCCGAUCCUGCACAUCGAGCUGCGGCGGUGGGCUGAUCUCGUUGUGGUCGUCCCGUGCAGCGCCGACAUGCUCGCGAAGAUCGCUGGAGGCAUUUGCGAUAACCUUGCGCUCUCGAUGCUGCGCGCGCUCGACGACACGCCCGUCGUGCUGUGCCCUGCCAUGAACACGUUCAUGUACAGCCAUCCUCUGACCGCUAGACACAUUCAGUUCGUCAAGGAGGUGCUUGGCUACCAUAUUCUCGGGCCACAGGGCGCCAACUCGGGGCGCAAGCUUGCGUGCGGAGACGUCGGUGCUGGCAAGAUGACCGAAUGGAUCGACGUCGUCUCAAUCAUUCGCGGGUACGCUGCCCUCACGCGCACCCGUACACGCUCC
Cutaneotrichosporon oleaginosum is the source of this 768-nucleotide messenger RNA. RefSeq lists its product as uncharacterized. NCBI's taxonomy places the organism in Eukaryota, Fungi, Basidiomycota, Tremellomycetes, Trichosporonales, Trichosporonaceae. Gene Ontology annotation, biological process: coenzyme A biosynthetic process. The record is from RefSeq and is a predicted model, not a curated record. Gene Ontology annotation, molecular function: phosphopantothenoylcysteine decarboxylase activity; transferase activity, transferring alkyl or aryl (other than methyl) groups; FMN binding. Gene Ontology annotation, cellular component: phosphopantothenoylcysteine decarboxylase complex.